AAGGCGGCGUGCGACGACCCGGAAAUACAUUUUACUCAAUGGUUUGAGGUGAGCAGAAGGGACAUGUUGUCCUAUUAAUUGUAGCUUAUGGGCGUCGAGGUCGUCCGCUGGAGUUAUAUUUAUCAUUUAGUUUAAAAGGAGCCUGCAUAACUUUGUGGAGACAUGGUGGGCUAUGACCCUGGUGCUCAGGGUGUAGCUGUCACCACAGAGGAGGCAGUGCUGGCUGGGUCAGCAUCUGGGAUGGUCACCAGAGCCCUCAUCAGUCCUUUCGACGUCCUUAAAAUCAGAUUUCAGCUGCAAAUAGAGGAUGUGUCUUCAAAAAGGCCAGAGGGGAAGUACUGGGGAAUCUUUCAGGCUUCACGCUGCAUUUAUUCAGAGGAGGGGCUCACUGCUUUCUGGAAGGGCCACAUCCCAGCGCAGCUCCUGUCCAUCGGCUACGGGGCUGUCCAGUUUGCCAGUUUUGAGUUCCUGACCGAGAUGGUCCAUAAGUCGACGGCGUAUGACAGCCGGACACCAGGGGUUCACUUUGUCUGUGGCGGCUUGGCAGCCUGCUCUGCUACCGUGGUUUGCCAGCCUCUGGACACGCUGCGGACACGCUUUGCAGCUCAGGGAGAGCCUAAGGUGUACAGGAACCUGCGACAUGCCGUCUCGACAAUGUGGCGCUCAGAGGGAGCGCUGACAUUUUACCGCGGCCUGUCUCCGACACUGCUGGCAGUGUUUCCCUACGCCGGACUGCAGUUCUUCUUCUACAACGUCUUCAAAAAGCUGCUGGACCCGCCACCCAAAACCGGAAACUCAGGAGGAAACUUUAGAAGCCUGAUCAGUGGCAGUGGAGCUGGAAUGAUAAGCAAAACACUCACAUACCCCUUUGACCUGUUCAAAAAGAGACUGCAGGUGGGGGGCUUUGAAGAAGCCAGAGUUCACUUUGGACAGGUGCGGAGUUACAGAAACCUGUUGGACUGCAUGGUUCAAAUAACCAAAGAGGAGGGCAUCCGAGGCUUCUUCAAAGGCCUCUCGCCCAGUCUGGUGAAGGCUGCGCUGUCGACAGGCUUCAUCUUUUUUUGGUAUGAAUUUUUCCUCAGUACAAUGCGUAAGAUCAAGGAGAGACAGGGAGCAAGCGGCGUCACCAAAGACCCAAGGGAAAGAUAAUGAAGGAGAGAAGUUAACAAUCACGCACAAUGGAAAUACACUUACACUCAUUAUGUUUGUUUGCACUGAACAAAUGUAUAUAAAGAUAGGAAAUAUACAACUUUCUUUUAUUUAUUUCUGUAUUUUUAUGGAUACCUGCUGUGACACGUAAGAUGUUAAAUUCAAAAUUGAACUUUGGGUGUUUGAAUGUUAGCCUUUUGUCAGUUCGUCAGUCAUUUAACCUUUGCUGUUUUUAUUGCACUUUGUCUGGCUUUUAGUCUUUGGGAAAAUUAAAUAAAUUGGGGAAAAAAAGGAAUUAGGCAAUGAUAUUGUACAUGUGUAUACACUAUUGUGGUAGGAAAAAACUACUCUGAAGGUGCACAUAAAUUAAAUAGGAAUUUUUAGAGUGAGCUGUUGUGAGCUAAUGUUGCGCUGACGUGUCCGUGAAGCCCUGUAUUUUUCCAAGUCAUUAUUUUUUAAAUAAAGUUAUUCAUUUUGUAAA
Mugil cephalus (flathead mullet) is the source of this 1630-nucleotide messenger RNA. RefSeq names its product solute carrier family 25 member 19 (gene slc25a19). The coding region runs from base 163 to 1149 and encodes 328 amino acids. NCBI's taxonomy places the organism in Eukaryota, Metazoa, Chordata, Actinopteri, Mugiliformes, Mugilidae. Gene Ontology annotation, cellular component: mitochondrial inner membrane. The record is from RefSeq and is a predicted model, not a curated record. The transcript has 7 exons. Gene Ontology annotation, molecular function: thiamine transmembrane transporter activity. Gene Ontology annotation, biological process: thiamine pyrophosphate transmembrane transport.